AUGUCAACAUUUCAGUGCCCAAAUGGAUAUUUUAUUUCUAAAUUUGCAUCUGUUUUUGAUGGUUCAGAACGUUUUUAUAAAUUUAGUUGUACUAAAUUUGGUAAAGAAGUUAUAUUACAUGAUGAAAUAUGUAAUACUACUGAAGCAGAAACAACAGAAGAAGGUGAUAUGUACCUAAGUUGUGGUAGUGAUCAAUAUACUGUUGGUGUUGAAUUAAUUGAAAAUGUUAAUCCUGGUAUUCAUUCAUGGCAAUUAUUAUGUUGUAAAAGUAAUCAAAUUAUAAUAAGAAGUGAUGAUUGUAUUGAUACAAAAUUUAUUAAUGAUUUUAAAAAAGCAAGUAGUUUUAGUUCUGGAACUCAAAUUAUACGAAAAUGGCAAAGUAUGGGAGAAAAUGGUGAUAGAAGAUGGUGGUUACAACUUUGCCCUAUUGAUGUAUUAUCAUUAAAAAAAGAAAAUAUUCAUGGUGACGUUAGAGCAAGAAGACAAAUUCCAUUAGAUUGGAGUAGAGGACGUUUUCCAGUUACUGUAUCUGAAUAUAAUCCUUUAUUUAUGAGUCAAGAAAAUUUAGCUGAAUCUCAAAGGAGAAAAGUAUUUAAAAUUAAUCAUGAAAUAAAUAAAGAAAAUGUUUUAGUUUUCUCAAGAGAAGGUCUUCAAACAACAUCAUCACCAAUUAAUGAUAUGUUACCAGAAAUGCCAGUUAGAUUACGACAUUACAGCCCAACAAAUAUUAAUAUAAAUCGUUUAAAUAUUCAACCCAAAAGUAGUGAAAAACCUUAUACUAGUGUUACAAAAACUACAACAACAACUACUACUACUGUUACUACUACUAAUACACCAACAACUUCCAUUAAAUAUUCUCAUUAUCCAGAAAAAGAAACAGAUGCAUUAGAUUACUAUGACAUGUAUGAUGAUAAUUUUGAUAAAAAAAAACAUCUUGAAAAACAUAACAAUGGUAUAUUAUCAGCUGUUUCUGAUAUAUUUCAAAAUUUACAAGAUUCUCUAUCACUUGCUCAAUAUGCAAUACCUCAAGAAAAUUUUAAAUUAAUACUUCCUGAAACACCACAACCAAUCAUUCCAACAAAUUAUAAUGGUCCUCCAAUUAAAUAUAAUAAACCAACACCUGGUAAUAAUGAAUUUCUUUUUUCAACAGAUAAUGAUGCAUUUAAAUUUCAUAUUAAUUCAGAUAUUAAAAAAAUUGGCCCAUUACCUAAUAUUCCAAAUGGUAUGGAAAGAAAUUUACAAAAGAAUAAUGAUAAUGGACAAGGUCCAAUAGAUUCAAUACUUCAAACAUUAGGACUUUGUCAAGGCCAUAGAUAA
Strongyloides ratti is the source of this 1317-nucleotide messenger RNA. RefSeq lists its product as hypothetical. Lineage: Eukaryota; Metazoa; Nematoda; Chromadorea; Rhabditida; Strongyloididae. The transcript has a single exon. The record is from RefSeq and is a predicted model, not a curated record. Bases 1 to 1317 code for a protein of 438 amino acids.